AUGGCACCGCGGCCAAUUGUCCGCCAACCCAAUUUGGUCUUCCUAAGAAGAGUUUGGGACGUAGGCGCUAAAGUGACGUGCGCUGAAUGGGGGGUUGAAUUUGCGGGGUGCGGUGUGUCGGUUGAAUAUUUGAAUUCAAAUGGCAAAAAGUCUUCAGGAGGCGCUUCAGUUUCCAAGAAAGGACUGUUAUCGUACACGACGAUCACUGACUACGUAUUGAUUGUGGUCGGAUUUUUGGCUGCAGUCGGGCAUGGUGCCGGUUUUCCGCUGCUAUCGAUUGUGCUGGGCGGAAUGACUACCGUAUUCCUGAGAGCACAAAACUCAGAAUUCGUCACGGGACACCCGUUCGAAUGGGACAACAGUUCGGGGAUUUGGCCCAUUUCCAAGGAGGAUUUCGAUGCUUCGGUUGGAACGUAUUGCAUGUACUACUUACUGAUUGGCAUUUUUAUGUUCGUGUCGUCGUAUAUUCAGAUCGCCUGUUGGGAGAGUUUCGCCGAGCGAACGACACAACGUAUCCGGAAGAAUUACCUAGAGGCCAUAUUGAGGCAGCAGAUCGGGUGGUUCGACACCCAGCAGACUGGCAAUCUCACUGCCAGACUUACUGAGUGCCUUAUUAUUAUAUAUUGUUGUUGUUUAUACUAUAUACUAUUAAUAAUUAGUAUAAAGUAUCACUACUAUAUAAUUUAUAUACUUAUAUGUGUUUUGUGUGUUAAUUGCAGUGAUUUGGAACGUGUGCGAGAGGGAGUGGGUGAUAAGUUAUCACUGAUGAUACAACUGGUGUGUGCUUUUAUAGCUGGAUUCGUGGUCGGGUUCGUGUACGAGUGGAGGAUGACUCUGGUAAUGACGGCAUUUGCCCCGUUGAGCGCUCUGACGGGUGCGUGGAUGAGUAGAAUGGCAUCGAGUCGAACCAAGGUGGAACAGGAGAAGUAUGCAGUGGCGGGCGCGAUUGCUGAGGAGACUUUCAGCUCGAUACGGACGGUGCAUUCGCUGAAUGGGGCGUCGUUUGAGAUAUACAGAUUUGAAAAAGCAUUGGAAGAUGGUCGUAAAACAGGUCGAUUGAAGUAUUUAUAUAUGGGCAUCGGAAUGGGACUGUCUUAUUUGGUGAUGUACACGUCGUACGCGGUGGCGUUCUGGUACGGUUCAGUGUUGAUUGUUGGUGACCCAACGUUUGAUCGAGGAGCCGUGUUUACGGUGUUUUUCUCAGUGAUGUCAGGAAGCAUGGCGUUGGGUGGUGCUCUGCCUCAUAUGGCCACGUUCGCAAUGGCUCGCGGCGCAUCACACAAAGUUUUAUCGAUAAUUAAUAAUAUUCCUCUAAUAGACCCGUACUCAAACGCAGGUAUAUUCCCGUCGAAGCUUAAAGGGAAUAUCUCAAUACAAAACGUCUCGUUUUCAUAUCCGAUUCGCAAAGAUAUUCAGAUAUUGGACCGAAUCAGCCUGGACGUGCCGUCGGGAAGCCGGAUAGCCCUAGUGGGCGCCAGUGGGUGUGGGAAAUCGACAAUUAUUAAUCUUUUGCUCAGAUUCUACGAUCCUGAUCUGGGAAUGAUAUGCCUGGAUGGAUACGAUCUGCGAUCGUUGAACGUGAGACGUCUGAGGGAUAGCAUUGGAAUAGUGUCGCAAGAGCCAGUGCUGUUCGAUGGUACUUUGGAAAGUAAUAUUCUGUUGGGACGUGACGAGGCCACGAGGGACGAUAUUAUUAAGGCGUGUAAAUUGGCAAAUGCGUGGGAUUUCAUUCAGAUGCUGCCAGACGGGUUGGAUACACGGGUCGGUGAACGGGGCGUGCAGUUGUCUGGUGCAUUUUUCAUUAUUAUAUGUAUACGUAUAUUAUUGUGUACAUUAUUUGCUGGCCAGAACGCGAGCAUUGUGGUUUAUUAUUUAUUGGUAUCAUUAUUAGGAGGUCAAAAGCAACGCAUCGCAAUCGCGAGAGCUUUGAUAAAGAAUCCGAAAAUCUUAUUGCUCGACGAGGCGACGUCGGCGUUGGAUACGGAGAGUGAGGCGUGCGUGCAGAAGGCUUUGGAACAGGCUCAAAAGGGGCGAACCACAAUAACGAUCGCCCAUCGAUUAUCGACAAUACGCGACUCGGACGUCAUUUACGUAUUCAAAAACGGCCGAAUCGUGGAGAAGGGCAAACAUUUGGAACUAUGCCAAAGCGAGGGACUCUAUUACGGUAUGGUGAUGGCACAAUCUAUCAAUCAACACAAAGAUGGACCCAAGGAAGAGGACGGCAAGGAGGAGGCGGAGCCAGCAUCGGACGAGGGGGCGGAGCCAGCAAAGAGCCCGCCCACUUCAUCAGUCUCACGCGAUUCGAAAAUGAUUCGACGCAAGGCGUCAAGUUUUUAUCAGUCAAAGAGUGGGCGAUCGAGUGCGCUGCAGAUUAUGGAGCUGCAACAGGAAGCCGAGGAGUCUGCGUUGGCGCCAACACCGCUGAAGAAGAUUCUGUUGGUAAAUCGCGAAAAUUGGCCGUAUUUAUCGAUUGGACUUUUGGGCUGUUGUAUGAGCGGUCUGGUACCGCCCUUCUUUGCACUGGUCUAUUCGCAGAUAUUUAAUGUAUUCAGUGAGCCACUGGAUCAGCUGGGUCGUGACGCGCGGUUUUGGUCGUUGAUGUUCGUAAUUUGUGGUGUGGUCAACGCUAGUGGAUUCUUCAUUUCGGCCAACAUGUUGGGUCUUUGUGGCGAGGCGCUAACGAAGAAAAUUCGACUGAGGGCGUUCAUCAAUCUACUGCGGCAAGGUAUCGAUUUCUACGAUGACCAGAGACAUUCCACCGGGAAGUUGUGCACGCGGUUUGCAACUGAUGCACCGAAUGUUAGAUAUGUCUUCACCCGUCUUCCGCUGGUGGUCGCCUCAGUGGUGACCCUAUUGGGUGCCAUUGCGAUUGGCUUCGUGUUCGGUUGGCAACUUGCCCUGAUUUUGUUGGCAAUCAUCCCACUGAUACUUGGAAGUGGAUACGUCGAAAUGAAACUCCAGUUCGGAAAACAGCUCAGGGAAACACAGCUGUUGGAGGAGGCUGGCAAAACGGCUACAGAGGCCGUGGAGAACAUCCGAACGGUGCAAGCGCUGAAUAAGCAAUCGACAUUCAUAGCCACCUACUCGGAACAUCUACAAACGCCAUUCAGGGAGAAUAUGCGACGUGCACACAUCUACGGGGCGGUGUUCGCAUUCUCGCAGUCGCUCAUCUUCUUUAUGUAUGCGUUGGCGUUUUGGCUUGGCUCGAUUUUCGUUGAUUCCGGAUAUAUGCAGCCGAUUAAUGUGUACAGGUUGGAUAUUAGUAUUGGUAUUUUAAUGGGUAUUUUUGGUAUUAUAGAUGUAGGUAAUUGGGUAUUUUUUGCGAUCGCGUUCUGCGGGCAGUCGGUGGGACACAUCAGCGCGUUCAUACCGGACGUGGUGAAGGCACGCCUGGCCGCGUCGUUGAUAUUCCACCUGAGCGAAUAUCCGACGAAAAUCGACUCGUUGUCGGAUGAGGGCAUCGAUAAGGCGAGCGCUAAGAUGGUGCCGGCCAGUGCUGUGGUUGUGUCGGCGGCGAGUGGUUGGGGUUUGCGUUGUGGCGUGUUUAUUGAUAUUAUGUUUCGUCGAUACUUUAUCGGUGUAAUGCCUGUUGCUGGGUUUGGGUUAUGCCGUUUGGGUUAUACGUCGGACAUAUUGUUGGUUCAACUGCGACUGGUUCACGAGGUGAUCAAAGGUAAAAUCAGCCUGAAGAACGUCCACUUCUCGUAUCCAACUCGACGACGGCAAAAAAUUCUGAAGGGAAUCUCGCUGAACGUCCGCGACGGCGAGACUUUGGCCCUGGUGGGACAUUCUGGCUGUGGCAAGAGCACAAUUAUGGCGCUGCUCGAGCGUUUCUACGACGUCAACCGGGGAGAUAUUUAUGUCGAUGGUGAGAACAUCCGCGACGUGAACAUAAAGUCGCUAAGGAAUCAGAUCUGCAUCGUCAGCCAGGAGCCAGUUCUCUUCGACUGCACUAUCGAAGAGAAUAUUCUCUACGGGUUAUCCACUCCGGAUAACAAUAUUAUCGACAAUAAUGUAUAUAAAAAUGAUAAUAAUAAUAAAUUGACACACGAAAAUGUGGUGGCGGCCGCGAAAUUGGCCAAUAUACAUCAGUUCAUCUUAUCGCUUCCACUGGGCUAUGAGACGCGUGUGGGCGAGAAGGGCACACAGCUGUCCGGCGGUCAAAAGCAACGCUUGGCGAUCGCACGCGCGCUCAUACGCAACCCGGCGGUGUUGCUGCUCGACGAGGCCACGUCGGCGUUGGACACCGAGAGCGAACAGGUGGUGCAAGAGGCGCUGGAGAACGCGCGCAAAGGGCGCACGUGCCUGGUGAUUGCGCACCGCCUUUCGACGGUGCAAAACGCCGACUCGAUCGCGGUUCUGGACAACGGGCGAAUUGUGGAAAAAGGUGAAUUUUGUUUUCAUUUUACGCAAAAAUAA
Molecule: messenger RNA, 4419 nt
Organism: Anisakis simplex (herring worm)
Lineage: Eukaryota; Metazoa; Nematoda; Chromadorea; Rhabditida; Anisakidae
Source: the annotation of a GenBank genome assembly